AUGGCUGCUCCUCAAGAGAUUACCAUCGAAUCCCUCACCGGCCAUUGGGUCCUGAACAAAGACCUAACCAGCGAAGCAGAUCCUAUCUUAAAACUGCAAAAAGUACCCUGGUUAAUCCGUAAAGCAUUUGGCUUCGCAACUAUCUACAUCCAAAUCACCCAAUACCAAACACAAACCUCUGAAACUAGCCAACUAUCAACAAACAUCGACUUCAACCAAACAGCCACCGCAGGCCUGGCCGCAACCAAAGAAGAGCGUGUCUUGGAUUGGAAAAUAUCGGACCACGAAGACCACUUCUUCGGGAAGGUUCUGGCACAGAGUAAAUUUGUUCACGGCGUCAUUGAUGCGGAUGAAAUUGUAAGGCCUGGAUUUGAGCUUCUGACGGAUAAUGCCAAUGCGGAGAUAAGGAGAUACUUGCGAGGGGAAGUUGAGGCGGAUGGGAGGAAAUCGGAGGGUUUUAUAGUUGAGGAUUGGGGUGGGAUGUCGGAAGAGGGUCCUGGGCUUUGGGUACAUACUUUUGAGAGGAAUGUUAAGGCUGGAUGGACGGCUGAGCAGAUUUGGGGGUUUGAGAUGUUCGGAGACUCGCGAUACUUCUCUCGUCGAGUGGUGGUUAUGACGACCAAGGGACAAUAUAUAUGUGGGAGGAUUGUAUUUGAUUUUAUAGAUAGUCAAUAG
This is a messenger RNA of Penicillium crustosum, 675 nucleotides long. RefSeq lists its product as uncharacterized. The transcript has 4 exons. The record is from RefSeq and is a predicted model, not a curated record. Lineage: Eukaryota; Fungi; Ascomycota; Eurotiomycetes; Eurotiales; Aspergillaceae. The coding region runs from base 1 to 675 and encodes 224 amino acids.